CCACGGCAGUGAACAGUUGCGUCCGCCGCCACUAGCGUCGUCAAACACAGACAACAUGGAUCUCAUAAACCCAUAUAUGCGACAUCACAGUUUCGCCACAAGUCAGAGCAGCUCACCGUCGGCUAUGGCAAUGGCUUCGGUGGCCAAUCGCAGUCCAACUACCGGCGCUGUUGCCUUGCAUCACCAUCUACCAAAUGCCGCCGGUUUAACGAACGGUUUCGCAGAGGCAGCCGCCGCAGCUGCUGCCGCGCACCACGACUAUCAAAAUUUGGCUGCUGCCGCGGCGAGUCGCGAACAUUUGCUUGACUAUCAUAGCGCGGCGGCGGCAGCUGCAUAUGCUGCGAAUAACAAUAAUCUUACCAGCCCGCUUAUGUUACUGAAAGCGCCUACGAAACAAUUGCACAGCUUGCAUGCGUGCGGCACAAAGUCGGCGCGUUCUGCAGAAGACUCUUCCACACCACCGCCGUUGCAUUCGGCGAGUAGUGGCGGUGGCGCUGGUGCUGAUCAUUCCUCCAUCGCUUCUUCGUCCCGCCUGCAAUCCGAGUCGCCUGAUAACUGCGCCAAUUCGCUACACCAACGCAAUCGGUAUGACAAUAACUCCAGUCCAGGCGUUGAUAGCUCCAAAUCCUAUCCGGUUAGUCAACGUAGCGGUAGUGGUGGCGAAGAGGCGGGCAAUAAUAGUGAAUCAAGUCCGCCACCGCCCGACUAUAGUCCAGAGAAUCUUUCCGCCAGUCGCGCUAAAUAUGCAUCCGCGUUACAGGCAACACAUCACAACAAUAACAACAGCAUUGGUGGUGUGCAUCCGUUAGGCGUACAUCACAACAACAAUAAUAAUAUGUUGGAACACAAGUUGCCGCUGAGUUUUCUCGGACCACCAUUGGCAGCUCUACACUCAAUGACUGAGAUGAAGACUGGUGGCGGUGCGUCGGGCAUGAUGAACGGUUAUGCGAACAGUCAACAGACGCAUUUGAUGGGUGAGCGCCACGGUAGCGGUAGUGUGGUGGGCAGUGGUAUAUCCGGCUCAAUAACAACGACGACAACAACUCAUACGCAAGGUGCGGCUAAUCCGCAUGGCAUCGAUACGAUAUUGUCGAAACCACCGCCGGUUACAUCGGCGGGUCUAAGUGCUUUAACUGGAGGUGGCAUACCACGAUUUUCGAUCGCUGCCGCCGCUGCUGGCAUGGCUCAGUACUUGUCACAAAGCCAAGGGGCGCCCUUGAAGACACACGCUGGCCAUAUAGUGGAACGAACUCAUUUGUAUUGGCCUGGACUGCAAGGAUUGGUAGCAAAUCCAAUAGCGUGGCGUGAAAGGCUGUCGAAUACAAUGUCGGCCAGUCUCUCACAGGCGCAUCAACACCAUCAAAGCAACGACAAGGAUGGCAAGAAGAAGCAUACCCGCCCAACAUUUAGUGGACAGCAAAUAUUUGCGCUGGAAAAGACAUUCGAACAAACCAAAUAUCUGGCUGGACCAGAACGAGCGAAACUCGCCUAUGCCUUAGGGAUGACUGAAUCACAAGUGAAGGUUUGGUUCCAAAAUCGGCGCACCAAAUGGCGCAAGAAACAUGCCGCUGAAAUGGCCACCGCCAAGCGGAAACAGGACAUUAUGGGCGGCGGCGAACCGGACGGCGACUGCAGCGAGACAAUGGAUAGUGACAACGAGAGUUUGGAUAUGGGCGAAAACCCGGCGCAGAGCAAACGUUGUCGUAUGAGUGAUAAUUACCGUUAGGAGCCGCUGAAAUCUGAAAAUAGUAAAAAAAUAUAACCUUAAAAUACAAUAUAAAUUAAUAGUUAAUAUUUCAUUUACUUAACCGCGCCUCUUGGUGAUACAUAAUUAUGUUUUAGGAAAAAUGAUGAGUUUUAAUGUAGCCUUGUGAAGGUGUACUAGGUUAGUCCCAAACUUUUGCAAUUUUCAAAAUAAUUUUUGUAUUUACUUUAACUUAGCAAUGUAUUGUAACUGUAAAAAAACAGGAUAAACGAAAGAUUUCUUCGCGCUUGUAAAUAUUUCUGCAUAUUUUUUGAAUGACU
Messenger RNA from Ceratitis capitata (Mediterranean fruit fly), 2025 nucleotides. RefSeq names its product brain-specific homeobox protein (gene HGTX). The transcript is spliced from 4 exons. Gene Ontology annotation, biological process: regulation of transcription by RNA polymerase II; cell differentiation. Bases 56 to 1726 code for a protein of 556 amino acids. The record is from RefSeq and is a predicted model, not a curated record. Gene Ontology annotation, cellular component: nucleus. Gene Ontology annotation, molecular function: DNA-binding transcription factor activity, RNA polymerase II-specific; RNA polymerase II cis-regulatory region sequence-specific DNA binding. Lineage: Eukaryota; Metazoa; Arthropoda; Insecta; Diptera; Tephritidae.